Molecule: messenger RNA, 2134 nt
Organism: Oppia nitens
Lineage: Eukaryota; Metazoa; Arthropoda; Arachnida; Sarcoptiformes; Oppiidae
Product: zinc finger protein 704-like
Exons: 6
Coding region: 322-2097 (591 amino acids)
Biological process (GO): regulation of transcription by RNA polymerase II
Cellular component (GO): nucleus
Molecular function (GO): RNA polymerase II cis-regulatory region sequence-specific DNA binding; DNA-binding transcription factor activity
Source: RefSeq, a predicted model, not a curated record
CACCUAUACUACAACUACUACUACUGCUGUACUGUACUAUAGCCUUAACAAUGCUAUACAGCUAUAUAACAGCUGUACAAUACAUACAACACAACAACAACAACAACAGCAACACAUAUUGUAUAUACGCUAUGAAUGUUUGACAAACAGCUGACAUUAAAUCCUAAAAAAGUAGUAGUAUUUAGACAAUAGACUCAUUGAUAUACUAUAUAUAUGUUUGGACACAACCUAUUCAUACUAAAUGACCGACUGAUACACUGUAUGUAUAAAUAUAAAUAGAUUAUGCGAUUAUAAUAAUUAAAGUAAAAAUAAAAUAGUGUGAUGUCUUGCGGCAAACGAUUGGCUAAGCGGUCAAUAGUGGGCACUCGGGUUAGCGCACCGUUUGAUGGCCACUACUUUUCCGCAGUGAUUACCCGCGUAAAGAGCGGUUCGCCACUGGACUCAGUGGACACCCUUUAUAGUGUACUAUUCGACAGAGCUAUUAAUGGUCGGCGAGUUUUAUUAGAUUUUCGGGCCAAUCAGCUGAUUGGUUCAGGUUUUCAGCCGAUAACUGCCGUCACACUCAAAGCCGGCCAAAAAGUCUACAUUACGUACAAUGGACGAGAAGUAUCGGCUGCGGUCGACUCGCACGACCCGUCGUCGGCGGCCAAUGAAGUUUCGCUAAUAGUCGAUCAACCGAUGGUCAACAAUGAUAUUUGCGUCCGACUACCUCUAGCCGAGUGCCGAUUGAAUGAAAGUCGCAAAUCUGCUCGACUUCUUGAAUGUGAUACCGACUACUCAAAGCUGGCCAAUGAUGGCCAUCACACCCGACAGCGGACCGCAUCCAUAGACACACCAAACGCUUAUAAUAAUAGAAAGCGAAGACCCAGUAAUGUUGACGACGACGACGACUACAAUGUUAUGGACGACUGUAUGGCUGCGAUGGUACUCAUGAGUCUGUCUUGUAGUCCAAAAUCACCAUCAAUUGACACUCGAUUGAAAAAGACAUUACCGGCUAAUACAAAACAAAAGCUUUUUAAUAAUAAUAAUAAUAAUAAUAUUACCGGUAAUUAUAAUAAUAAUGAGAGUUUGACUGAUAGUGUCGAUGAAGGCAUUGAAAUGGACGAUAUGAUUGCAUUUGCUUUCGAUGAUAUCAAGAGUCAAACAACAAGUAUGAUAAUAUAUAAGUGUACAUGGCCUGGAUGUCGAUUGCAAUAUGAAACGUGUGACCAAAUUGAGCAACACGUGCGCACAAUGCACCUGGGGAAAAUUGGUGAUAAUAGCGAUCGCGAGGAAGAGUUUUAUUAUACGGAAGUCGAGUUACGCACACAAUCAUCAAAGAGAUCAUCAAUAAGUAAUAGUUCGUCAUUUAGUACGACAGAGUCAUCAUCGGCGGAGUCAUCGCCACAUCCAUCACCCGGUCCUCAAUCGCCAGCUGCUGCUGUCGGCUCUGGUGGUGAUCAUAACUGUUGUAAAUCUGAUGAAAUCCAGUCACCGAUACCGUCACCGCAUGUAUUCACUGCUGGUUGUUGUUCAUCGUCUGCACCGCCAAUAGUAUGGCAUCAUCUCAACGAUCACGAGUAUCUGAAACCAUACUGUCGUCAUCAGCAGUCGUCAGCACAUCAAUCAUCACUGCAAACACCGGCAAACACUGCUUUCCAAUGGUUUGCCGGUAAUAUUAACUCAAAUACCUGUUUAAACAAUAAUAAUAAUACUAUUGAUAAUAAUAACAAUAACAAUGGGAUGACCACUUUGCCCAUUAACAUACCGUCGUCAUCAUCAUCAUCACCACCAACAGCAACAACAACAAUAAGCACACCAUUUAACGCACAAUUGUAUUCAAUGUCAGCACCGGUAUCUCUAAACACUGAUGAUAAUCAUCAUCAGCUAUCGAAAUCAUUUAACAAAUAUAUCAAAAUGAAUAGCACAACAAAAGUUGGUGCCAUUAUAUCAAAGGGCUUAUCAUCUAAUAAUAAUAAUAAUGUCAUCAAACCAUUAGCUGCCAAAAGAGUGAGAGGCGAGAGUCGUAAAUGUCGUAAAGUCUAUGGUUUGGACAAUAGGGACAACUGGUGUACACAAUGUAAAUGGAAAAAGGCGUGCACCCGAUUUACCGAUUGAUUGACCAAUUGGUCAGUUAUUAUUAACCAUUUGGCAC